Cryptococcus amylolentus CBS 6039 is the source of this 2299-nucleotide messenger RNA. RefSeq lists its product as hypothetical. The record is from RefSeq and is a predicted model, not a curated record. Gene Ontology annotation, cellular component: membrane. Lineage: Eukaryota; Fungi; Basidiomycota; Tremellomycetes; Tremellales; Cryptococcaceae. Gene Ontology annotation, biological process: transmembrane transport; carbohydrate transport. The transcript is spliced from 10 exons. Bases 399 to 2189 code for a protein of 596 amino acids. Gene Ontology annotation, molecular function: carbohydrate:proton symporter activity.
CUGCCACCACGCAGAGGGCAAUUGCAGUCAAUGACGACCAUCCCUGGGAGUCCCUCUACUUACCGCAACAACCCGGUUGCCUUUUGACUCCAAAUGCCCCCCCGCGGCCUACCCCGCUAUCUCACGGCCGUCAUCACAGCAUGUGCGCGCUCUUCAUGUCGCACGGGAGUCUCUCGGUCACUAACGAUACUUGCGGCGACCCUGUGCCUUAGGAGUCCCAUGACCUCCUGUCAAUGACCGCCGCGUAUGAAGGAGAUCGCCAUGAUGAGUCACCCCAGGCCUGAGCCAGCUCGACAUAUAUGUAAUAGAGUCAGAGCCGUCCCCAUACAAUCUCACUUUGCUUCCAACAUCUUCAUACCCGAAUACAACAGCGAAGCAUCAUCCAUCAUCCGCCGUUCAUGUUGUUCACCAACAAGUCAUCCGACAGACCGAAACCUUCUCGCUGUGCGCCCGACAGGGACAGCAUACCAACACUCGAAAGCCUCGGAGUCGAGCUUCACCCCGACGCGGCAAAAUAUGUGGAAGACAGCGAGGCCUUGGCUAACGCUAUCGGUGGAAAAACCCUCAAGGAUGUCUUUGCGAACCCGUUGGUCGUCGCAGCUGCUUUCAGUACCUGCAUGGGCGGCCUUCUCUUUGGAUUCGAUCAAGGCAUCUUGUCGAUCGUCUUGACCAUGCCCCAAUUUCUGUCCCAGUUUCCCGAUGUAGACACAGACGCCUCAUCAUCUGCCGCUUUCAACAAAGGUAUCAUGACUGCGCUCUUGGAGCUCGGCGCUCUCAUCGGGGCUUUUCAAGCUGGAUUUGUGGCAGACAGGUUCUCGCGCAAAAAAGCUAUAGCUCUUGGAUCUUUGUGGUUCAUCAUCGGCAGUAUCAUCCAGACCGCGUCCUUUUCCUUUGCCCAGCUCGUCGUCGGCCGCUUCAUCGGCGGUCUUGGUGUCGGUCUCUUAUCUGCCGUAGCGCCCAUGUACAUCUCCGAAGUGGCUCCGCCAAACAUUCGCGGAGCAUGCCUCGCUCUAGAAGGUGCUACUAUCGUCAUCGGAAUUGUUGUCAUGUUCUACAUCACUUACGGCACCCGUCACAUCCCAGGAGACUGGAGUUUCCGACUGCCCUUCCUCAUCCAAAUGGUCCCUUGUAUCUUUUUAGGCAUCGGUCUUUACAAAUUACCAUACUCCCCCCGAUGGCUCGCCCAAGUUGGUCGAGAUACUGAAAGCCUAGCUUCCCUCGUCCGUCUCCGGCGCCUGCCCGCCACAGACCCUCGAGUACAGGCAGAAUGGAUCGCCAUCCGGGCCGAGGCGAUACACAAUAGGGAAGUCAUUGUCAAAGCACACCCCAACAUUCAAGGGGACGAUCUCGUGUCGGAGAUCAAGCUAGAGAUUGCGGGGUGGGUGGACAUGUUCAAGCCAAACCUGAUUCGGAGGACAUCGAUUGGGAUGUUUUUGAUGCUUUUCCAACAGUGCAUGGGUGUCAAUGCUCUGAUCUACUACUCGCCUACCCUAUUCGAGCAACUCGGACUGGAUUACGAAAUGCAACUCGACAUGAGCGGUGUGCUCAAUAUCUCACAAAUGGUCGCCACCAUCAUCGCCUUCUUGAUUCUCGACAGAGUGGGCCGACGACCGCCUAUCCUCUUCGGCUCGAUUGCUUGCGUCAUCUGCCACACCAUCGUAGCCGUCUUGAUGGGACUCUACAGCAAAGACUGGACCAGUCACUCUUCAGCAUCUUGGGCAUGUGUGGCGUUCAUCAUCAUCUUUAUGUUUGUAUACGGUGUUGGGUGGUCUCCCAUCCCAUGGGCAAUGCCUGCCGAGGUCCACACGUCAAGCCGUCGUGCAAAGGGCGUAGCGAUCACAACCUGUACCUGCUGGCUCUUCAACUUUAUCAUCGGUCUCAUCACGCCGCCCAUGCUGCAGAAUAUCGGGUACGGCACCUUCAUCUUCUUUGGCACUUUUGCGCUCUUGUCGGGUAUCUGGGCUUGGUUCUUUUGCCCUGAAACCAAUGGAAAGACGUUGGAGCAGAUGGAUGAAGUCUUCCACAGUAACACCGCCCACCAAGACCUUCUCGACAAAUCCGAGAUUCAAGCUGCUGUCAUGGGCAUGACAACCACACCCAAACGCAACUCGGGCAUCUUCAACCAGCCAGGCGACAAGCUGGGUGAGAAAGAUAUCCAGCAAGAGUGGGUGGAAAAUGUAAGCGUAUAGGCUGUUGGUAGACACGUCCAAUUCUAAAGCGGACCCGUUAUGUAGUAAGACUGCUAUUUGAAUAGUCUUCUGUGACUCUGUGCUAGUUGUAUCCGAUAACAUGAAUUAAG